Daphnia carinata is the source of this 909-nucleotide messenger RNA. Its product is annotated as putative defense protein 3. Gene Ontology annotation, molecular function: oxidoreductase activity, acting on metal ions. Lineage: Eukaryota; Metazoa; Arthropoda; Branchiopoda; Diplostraca; Daphniidae. The coding region runs from base 80 to 715 and encodes 211 amino acids. The transcript is spliced from 6 exons. The record is from RefSeq and is a predicted model, not a curated record.
GGACUUUAGUUAACAGUUAGUUGCUGUCUUGUUCGCCGAAUAGAAGGCGCUCGUGCUUUCCCAGUUUGAAUAGAAGAAAAUGUCGCCAUUCCUUAAGUUAGUGACGCUGGUUUUAGUGAUACUUGCCAGCGAAUAUGCGGAUGCGUAUAGUCGAGGAGCUCCCGAAGAAGCCUGUCUCACCAUGGAACCUGAACACGGUCCCUCUACGCAAAUUACACCAGCUCCUUUUUCAGUGACUCCUCAGCAGAACAGUAUCGAAAAGGGUGGAACGGUCAAGGUUACAAUCGAGGCCAAAAGUCCUAGAGGAUCUUUUCAAGGAUUCCUGUUCGUGGCAGUGAAUCCAAACGAUUCACCCCAACCUCUAGGACGUUUCAUGAAUAGUCCACGUCCAGCACGUUCCAUCGACUGCCGUCCAGGGCUAUCGAAUGCGCUGACACACCGAGAUGCCAAGGGAAAAGAUAAGCUGGAAUUCACAUGGGUAGCGCCACCAGAUUUCGAGGGCGAAAUUGAAUUCAGGUGCACGUUUCUUCGCGAUUUCACGACAUUCUGGGUACAAGUUCCUUCAUCGACGCGCGUUCAAGUUGGUCAGCCGGCCAGCAAUGAAAAGAGCAGCAGUGGAAAGAUCAGCAGCUCAUUGGUUCCUCUUGUUACUGUACUCGACUAUUUUAUAUGGCGCGUCUGGUUCUGGGCACCAAAUGCCAAUAUAAAUCCUUAACCGUACCGAUUUCUCAUUCCAAAUAGAAACCGAAACUAGCACAGGAAGAUGUGGUUAGGUUGGCUGGAUGAAUGGUUGGAUCGAAAACAGCGUGCGUAUUCAGCUUCUAGAAAAUUUGUAAUGUUUUCUUCGCAAUCCAGGUGUACCUAAAUUCAUUGGAAUACAAGGCAAUCCACUGUUCCAUUUAAAUGACA